Molecule: messenger RNA, 933 nt
Organism: Ananas comosus (pineapple)
Lineage: Eukaryota; Viridiplantae; Streptophyta; Magnoliopsida; Poales; Bromeliaceae
Product: ADP-ribosylation factor-like protein 8c
Exons: 6
Coding region: 11-673 (220 amino acids)
Biological process (GO): protein transport
Molecular function (GO): GTP binding; GTPase activity
Source: RefSeq, a predicted model, not a curated record
AGCGGAUAAAAUGAAAGAAUACAAAUCGAGAACCCAAACUUCGCUGUUAUCUUCUUCUUCUUCGGGACAGAUCUACGAGCUAGGGUUUCGUUCGACGCCGCUUGUCCCCCUGAUCGAGAUGGGGAUCUGGGAAUCUUUCCUCAAUUGGCUUCGAAGUUUGUUCUUUAAACAGGAAAUGGAACUCUCCCUAAUUGGCCUUCAAAAUGCCGGAAAGACAUCUCUGGUUAAUGCCAUUGCAACUGGUGGCUACAGUGAGGACAUGAUUCCAACUGUGGGUUUUAAUAUGCGUAAAGUUACAAAAGGAAAUGUGACCAUAAAACUGUGGGAUCUUGGAGGACAACGAAGAUUUCGUACUAUGUGGGAGCGUUACUGUCGUGGAGUUUCUGCAAUACUGUACGUAGUAGAUGCUGCUGACAGGGAUAGCGUUCCUAUAGCCAAAGCCGAAUUGCAUGACCUGCUGACAAAGCCAUCCUUGAAAGGGAUUCCUUUGCUUGUCCUCGGGAAUAAGAUUGACAAAUCAGAAGCUCUUUCCAAGCAAGCAUUAGUUGAUCAACUAGGUCUAGAGUUUAUAAACGACCGGGAGGUUUGCUGUUAUAUGAUCUCGUGCAAGGAUUCCAUCAACAUAGAUGUUGUCAUCGACUGGCUUAUCAAGCACUCAAGAACAGCAAAAUAAGAAAAGAUUGUCGCAAAAGCUGCUGAUAUCUUGCGGCAAACUGAGGUGAAAGUGGAUGAAUGUGGUUUCAGACUGCUUUACAUUAUAUGAUCGCAAGAGAAAUCUACCGUGGCGCAUUUGUUGCAUAUCCUGGGAGUUCAGUAAAGAGUGGUAACUCUUGUGUGCUGAGACUUCCGUAACAUUGUACUAAAUCUAGUGUCACUUACUAUUUUGUACAGUUAUUUUAGUCUAUCAGUUAUUUUACUUUUGUACUGUCGAAA